GCAGAACCGCGGGGAGACUCUCCAGGACAGGAUGAAGUUACAAAGUUUAUAUUUUAACCGAACAAACGUGAAAACUGUCCAGGAACCUAACGACCUGUGGCGGGAACAUCAAGAGGUCCUGUAAUCCCUCUGCAACCACUGGGCAGGUGUUUAAAUGUUAGAGAACCGUGAUCAUGCUGCUGAAACUCACGACCCUCCUUCUUGCUUUUGCUCUGAUUUUUUGUCCAGCAAAAAUCUCGGCGGCUGCUUCCUCCAGUAAGGAGUCCAUAGAUGGUGUCACACUGUUGAACAAGGACGCUGAGACGUUACUCAGAGCUAUCAAGGAGUUCAUGCAGAUAACCUCUGAUGAAACGGCCCAACAAGCAGCGGAAGAGGAGAGCUCGGAUAGACCCGUGUCUAAGCGCUGCACUGGCUUAAGCACGUGCGUGUUGGGCAAACUCUCCCAAGAUUUUCACAAACUCCAAACUCAUCAUCGCACUAAUGUGGGAGCGGGGACCCCCGGCAGGAGGAGAAGUCUCUCUGAGUUAUUCGAAAACUACAGCAACUCACGCAGCCUCAAACUUUGAGAUUAACUCCAUCUGUUCUGUCUAUGAGUUAACGUUCGCCUGGUAAUCUGCCUGUGGCUUCACUCCAAACUGCAUGUGGGUCAUGACUGUGCAUGUCUUAACUUUGAAAUAAAACACAAAGCAUAAAAAUGAAAAA
Messenger RNA from Austrofundulus limnaeus, 702 nucleotides. It is a transcript of the gene calca, whose product is annotated as calcitonin/calcitonin-related polypeptide, alpha. The coding region runs from base 174 to 566 and encodes 130 amino acids. The transcript is spliced from 5 exons. Gene Ontology annotation, cellular component: extracellular region. The record is from RefSeq and is a predicted model, not a curated record. Lineage: Eukaryota; Metazoa; Chordata; Actinopteri; Cyprinodontiformes; Rivulidae. Gene Ontology annotation, molecular function: calcitonin receptor binding; hormone activity.